Annulohypoxylon maeteangense is the source of this 2503-nucleotide messenger RNA. Its product is annotated as Pleckstrin homology domain-containing protein. The record is from RefSeq and is a predicted model, not a curated record. Lineage: Eukaryota; Fungi; Ascomycota; Sordariomycetes; Xylariales; Hypoxylaceae. The transcript has 4 exons. Bases 258 to 1838 code for a protein of 526 amino acids.
GGCAGAAGCUGCUGUCCUCCAAUUCGACUUUUCCCUCCCACCCUUCCUGUCGUACUCGACUUUAAAUACAAGUGUUUCUUAUUCUUCAACUUCCAUCAGAGGUUCAACUAUAAAACACUCACGAGACAACGAAGUGUCAUUUAAUACUACUCCAAUACCCUUUCGAGUAGAUAGUCGAUUGUUUAAUUUCCCUUUUUUAGUGAUACCCAUCUUCUUGAUACCCAAUUUUUCAUUUUCAAAAAACCCCAACUAUCAAAAUGGCCGAUCAACAGAAGCCCGUCGAGGUCGCCGAGACCACCCCCGCCGUCGUUGAGCCCGUCGCCGAGACGAAGCCUGAAGAGACACCCGCAGUCGAGGCUCCCGCCGCCGAAGCUGCUGCCACUGAAGCUGCGCCCGAGACAACUGAGGGUGAGGCCGAAGCUGCCGCACCCGCUGAAGAGGCCAAGAAGGAAGAAGUGAAGCCCAUCGAAGCUGGUACCCUUGAGCACAAGGGUGCUCCCGCCAACUUCCCCAAGAACCUCAUCUACUCCAAGCUACACUUCUGGUUCGGCACCGAGGCCGUCCCCAAGGACAAGCUCGCCGCCUACCUAAAGAACGAGAAGACCGCCGAGGUCGCCCAACACGUUGCCGCCUGGGCCACCGAGACCGGAAAGGGUCUGUUGUUCUACGGAAAGGAGAGCGAUAAGAGCACCCCUACCGGCGCUAUCCAACUUGCUGAGGCUUCUGAGCCUAGUACCGAGGGUACCAGCAAGUUCUCCUUCACUGCCAAGGGCCACAAGCACACCUUCAAGGCCCCCACUGCUGCUGAGCGUGACAACUGGGUCGAGCAGCUUAAGCUGAAGAUCGCCGAGGCUAAGGAGGUCGCCGCUACCAUUGCUGAGACCGAGGCUUACAAGCAGACCAUCGAGAGCUUCAAGCCUACUCCUCCCCCCAAGGAGGAGAAGCCUGCUGCCGCUGCUGAGGGUGAGGCCCCCAAGGAGGAAGCUAAGGAAGAGCCCAAGGAAGAGGAAGAUAAGGUUGAGGAGCCUAAGGAGGAGAAGAAGGAAGAGAAGAAGGAGGGCUCUAAGCGCCGAUCUGCCAGCCGAAAGCGCGCCUCCAUCUUCGGUAACCUUCUCAGCAAGAAGGAGGAGCCGAAGAAGGAGACCCCUGCUGAGGACAAGCCUGCCGAGACGACCGAAGUUGCUGAACCCGCUGUCGAGCCCGUCGCCGAGGCUGCUGCUGAGACUGAGGCGCCUGCUGCUGAAGCUGCUGCACCCGCUGAGGAGGCUAAGAAGGAGGAGCCCGCCACCAAGCCUACUCCUUCCAAGCGUGCUAGCCUUUUCGGUGGUCUAUCUUUCGGCAAGAAGAAGGCCGAGCCCUCUGCUGAGUCUGCCCCCACCACUCCCGCUAAGGAGACAUCUGGUGCUGAGGCCCCUGUCGCUGAGACCGCUCCUGUGAUCCCGGCUGUCGAGACCACUGAGCCCCUCUCAACUGAGGUCGCUUCUCCUACUGCCGCCGCUGCGGAGGGUGCUGAUGCCCCUGCUACCAACGGCGAGACCAAGGAGGUCAAGACUGAGAAGCGCAAGUCUUCUCUGCCUUUCGGCUUCGGCAAGAAGGACAAGUCUGCCGCUUCCGACGAGGAGGGUGAGAAGGUCAAGUCCCCUCCGUUCUUCUCCAAGCUACGCCAGACCGUGAAGGGUAAGGGCAAGGCUGAGAAGCCCGCCGAGGACAAGCCUGCUGAGACCGCCGAGGCGUCUGAGCCCACUAAGGAGGCCACCCCUGAGGAGCCCGCUGAGGAAGCCGCCCCCGCGGAGACGCCUGCCGCUGCUACCCCUGCCCCUGUUACUGCCGCCGCAUAGAGUGCGCGCCGGUUCGGCCUACGGGUCCUACAUUAAUGUUUUCGUAAAGAGUAUCCACGACACUGGGUUUGGUCGGGAACGGAUCUGCAUUUCAAGAUACCCUACAAGACUGGUUCUGAACUGAUACCCCCAUCUGUUGUCGGCUAUUGACAUUCGCUUUUUCCGUUUGUUGCGGGAGUGGGCGCGUUGAUGAGCCGAAGGAGAUGGCAUCCAUGAUCUUUAUAAUUGACGCUUUUUGCAUGUCUUGUCUCAAUUUGCGAGGAGAACUGCUUUUGUUUUGACACAUCUUUUCCUAAUACUCAGCUGAUACCCAGUAUACCCCCUGUCAUUUGGUUGAUGCGGAUCAGAAAAUACCUGCGAGACGGCACGCAAACGUUUCUUCUUUUACAGUGACGGAGUAGUAGGAAGUGGAAUAUGGAGUGGCGUUGCUGCUCGAUGAUGAGUGGGCGAAGCCCUCUAUGGAACAGAUGUCGUGCAGAGUGUUUUACCAUGUAGGGUAUGCCACCUGCCGGCUGAAGCAUUCUCUUAAUAGCUAAUAGAAACUCAUGUGUUUGGUGUUGUUACCUUCUCUGUGUUUCGUAAUAUUUUGAACUUGUGAUUGUGGUAUGUACUUAGCUGAGUUGAUAUUGCCCAGGUGGUACCGUAGUAAAUCAUAUUAUUCAAUU